ACGUUCGUCGUGUGUCAUCUUCACGAGUGUACGCGUCCCGCGCAACGAUCACGUGUCUCACGAUCGAGUUUUACAACGCCGCCGAGCCCGAUCAACACGCGCCCGCUAGUUUAUUUUUUUUCAUCUGAUACAAAAAUAUUGUAUAAUAUUAUUAUUAUUACCGCCAUCGACGUUUAUAUUUCAUACAUCAUUUUUUUUUUUUUUUCAUUUCAUAUUUCGCACAGUCGCCGUGUUUCCGCCGCCGCUGUACGUAAACGCGAACACACACGCACAUGAUAAUAUAAAAUAUUAUUAUAGUGUUAUCAAGACGAUUUUUUUCUCGAUCGCGGAGUAAAUCGGAUUUGUGUGCGGUCUUUCUAGUUGUGCAUUUUUUUGCUCCUCUCUAGUAACAAUACCAUAAUAUCGUAUUAUUAUAAAUAUAAUCCGAUACGACGAGAUAAUAAUAUUAUCGUACCUUACGCGUAGUUGUUGUGACUUUCCGUAAUAAUAAUAUUAUUAUCGACAAUGUACGCCGAACGUCGUGAAGUUUCGUCCCCGUGCUCUCGAAAAUCGCACGUUUUCUGCUGUCACCGGAUUCGUGUCGUCAAUAAAUAACAGGGAAGAAAACCCAGAUUUCAACAGGCCACCACCGUGUUUGUGCGCGUGCGUCAUUUUGCGGUGAUUGAACGUCUGUUCGAUUAGCUGCACGAAUGACUAUGGCUGAGGUGGAAAUGGAGCCGCCGACAGACAGGGCGAGCCGGUCGACGAUCUACAAGACCAACAAUAACCAUCCGCUGGCCACGAACAACAAUAACCACCUACACCACGUUCCCAGCACGCGACCUGUGGUCGUCAAACACAAAAAGCGGAAACGCCUGAACCAAGUGCUGGACAGGUUGGCUGGCCAGGCGACUUCGCCCAACAACAACAACAACAAUAACAACAACAACAAUAACAACAACAACAACAACAACAACAACAACAACAACAACAUCGAUGUCGAUGUCGUCGCCGUGAAAGAAGACGAGUCGACGAUCAAAGACGGUAGUGGAUCGGUGACGGCCGUGGUGGUGGUUGACGGCGGUCACGGCGACUCGGUCGUCACGAACGGCGUCGGGUACGAGAGCGACGAGUCGCUGCGGAGGUCGUCGUGCAAAGACUACGAGGAACCGUUCAGCCCGGCCGGAUCGUCGUCGUGCAACCGGUCGCCGCGUAGCUCGCACACCGACUCACCGUUCAGCCCGAACCGGACGAGACUGGACGACCCACCGGCGCCGCAGCCACCCGUUACCGCGCAAUCGCAGUUUCAUGCACCGCCGACGCUACCGCCGCACCCGCUGCAACACUAUCUCAAGUACCCGAAGUGCGACUGCUUGUUCUGCGGCGGCGACGGCACUUCGCCACCCCGGCACCCACUGCCGCCGAUGCUACCGCCCCUAUCGCAGCAGCACCUGCAGCCCAGGAACGUGCACCAUGCCAAGAACUCACAGCAGCCGCCGGUCACGCCCAUGUCGCCGGCGUCGCUGUUGGCCGGUUCCAUGUACACGUUCGAACACUACCUGCACACCAAAUACCUGCCGGACAUUUUCCGGAAGCGGCGGAGCCAUUCCGACUCCGAUGUUCCUAUGUGGUUUGAAGCGACCAAAGCCGAACACUGCAGCCCCGGAGGAGGUAACGACGACUCGACCGCGUCGACGGCCGCAGCUGUCCGGGUAACCGCGUCGGCCGCGACUGUUGGUCGGAGGGGCAAGAGGCCGUUUUCCGUGCCUCAUCCGCUGGACAAGCCGGCUCGGAAGAGGGGCCCCAACUCCGGGUGCAGGUCGUCCGCGCCGCCACCACCGCCACCCCAACCGCCGCAAGACUCGCCGUUAGACUUGUCAAUGAAGAACGGCGGUUGUUGGCCGUUCACCGCGCCGCCCGAACCGCCGGCGGCCGAACCGUCCACCUGCACCAUUGCCAACGCCGCUUCGACGCCGUCUCCCCCGCUCCCGGCCACCGCCUCUUCCACUACCACUCCGCAGGCCACGUCUGUGCUGUCGGUGGGUUACUACAGCCGGCCGGGGAGUGCGGGUGGAUACACCGUGCCGGUGGUCAAGGGCGACGUGGCGUCGCGCACCACCAAGGCGUCGGUGGCCGUCCGGUACAACCUAGAAGUGUCGCCCGUCGUCGAAGAGAUGCCCGUCGGUUCGGACGUGGCGUACGUGUGUCCCGUGUGCGGACAGAUGUUCAGCCUGCACGACCGGCUGGCCAAGCACAUGGCGUCCCGGCACAAGACCUCGGCGUCGUCGGCGUCGUCGUCGUCGCCCGGCUCCGGGACGGCGGCGUCAUCGUCGUCGGAGAACGGCGGCGACUCGUCCGGCGGCACGGCCAAAGCGUACCCGUGCGAGGUGUGCAACCGGUCGUUCGCGCGGAGCGACAUGCUGACCAGGCACAUGCGGCUGCACACGGGCGUCAAGCCGUACACGUGCCGCGUGUGCGGGCAAGUGUUCUCGCGGUCCGACCACCUGAGCACGCACCAGCGCACGCACACCGGCGAGAAGCCCUACAAAUGUCCGCAAUGUCCGUACGCCGCGUGCCGUCGGGACAUGAUCACCAGGCACAUGCGCACCCACUCCCGGUACGAGAUGGUCUCGUCGUCUUCGGCGUCCGGCGCCGCGGCCAUGGCGGCCGCGCUGGGCCUAGACCCGCCGUCGCCCACCUCGCCCACCGGCGGCCAACUGUUGCUGUCGCCACCGCUCGAGGUCCUCUGCAAAUCCGAACCGCAGUAGUGGUAUGGUGGGUGGACGAUAAUAAUUAUUAUUAUUGGAUUAACGUCACUUUUGUAAAAUGAUAUAUUAAUAGUAAAAUAAU
This is a messenger RNA of Diuraphis noxia (Russian wheat aphid), 2829 nucleotides long. RefSeq names its product zinc finger protein klumpfuss (gene klu). The record is from RefSeq and is a predicted model, not a curated record. NCBI's taxonomy places the organism in Eukaryota, Metazoa, Arthropoda, Insecta, Hemiptera, Aphididae. Gene Ontology annotation, molecular function: RNA polymerase II cis-regulatory region sequence-specific DNA binding; DNA-binding transcription factor activity, RNA polymerase II-specific. Gene Ontology annotation, biological process: regulation of transcription by RNA polymerase II.